AUGUGGUUUGCUGAAGAAGUAAAACAGAAUUCAAAACACAGUGCCACUUCUGAGUUUAAGAAUACAUGGACUAAAUAUCCAAACAAUGAUGCCAAAUGUGAAUCUGUGCCAAUUACAGAAAAAAAUAAGAAGGAAAGAAAAUAUGGGCCAAGUUGCUUUGGUUAUCCACUCAGCAUUUUCUUCAUUGUCAUCAAUGAGUUCUGUGAAAGAUUCUCCUACUAUGGAAUGCGAGCUGUGCUUGUUCUGUACUUCAAAUAUUUUCUCCACUGGGAUGAUAACCUAUCUACAGCCAUCUACCACACAUUUGUUGCUCUGUGCUAUUUGACUCCAAUCCUUGGAGCAAUCAUUGCUGACUCCUGGCUGGGAAAGUUCAAGACCAUUAUCUCCUUGUCCAUUGUUUAUACCAUUGGACAGGCGAUCAUGGCAGUAAGUUCCAUAAAUGACAUGACAGACUAUAACAGGGAUGGAACUCCUGAUAACAUUCCAUUGCACAUUGGUCUGUCUAUGAUUGGCCUGAUCUUAAUUGCUUUUGGUACUGGCGGAAUCAAGCCCUGUGUAUCAGCAUUUGGUGGAGAUCAGUUUGAAGAGGAACAGGAAAAACAAAGAAAUAGAUUCUUCUCUCUGUUUUAUUUGUCUGUUAAUGCCGGAAGUCUCCUCUCUACUAUAAUCACUCCAAUUCUCAGAGGAGAAGAAUGUGGAAUUUACACCAAACAACAGUGUUACCCACUGGCCUUUGGAGUGCCUGCCGCACUCAUGGCUGUUUCAUUGAUGGUGUUCAUACUUGGAAGCAAAAUGUACAAGAAAGCUCAUCCUCAAGGCAAUAUAAUGCUCGAGGUUUCCAAAUGCGUUGCAUUUGCUGUCAAAAACAGAUUUCAGCAUCGCAGAAAACAGUUCCCCAAAAGAGAACACUGGCUGGACUGGGCUAGUGAAAAGUAUGAUAAACGACUUAUUACACAAACUAAGAUGGUCUUGAGGGUACUUUUCCUGUAUAUUCCUCUCCCCAUGUUCGGGGCACUUUUUGAUCAGCAGGGAUCAAGAUGGACAUUACAAGAAACAAUGGAUGGAAACUUUGGAGCUAUUCAGAUCCAGCCAGACCAGAUUGCAGGUACAAACCCGAUUCUGAUUGUUGUUAUGGUCCCCAUUGUAGACGCUGUGGUUUAUCCUUUAAUUAAAAAAUGCCACUUCAAUUUCACGCCCCUGAGGAAGAUUACAGUUGGUAUGUUUCUUGCAUCUCGCUUUGUUGCUGCUGCACUGGUACAAGUGCAAAUCGAUGUAGAAAACUCUCCAGACUUCCAAAAAGAAGGCCAAUCCCAAAUCAGUAUAAAUUUAGGCACUGAUGUUGCAAAAGUUGACUUUGGCCCUGGAGUUGAAAAUAUUUCUGUGGAAUCCCUGAUGGCGACAAACUAUAUGACAUUCGACACUACUAGCUUAACAGGAAUGAAUAUAGCCUAUGGAAAUCAAAUCUUAAAUCAGCCUCUUAAUUUUCUGGAAAAAGAACGUCAUACUCUUAUACUAAAAAAUACAGGUGGCAUCCAAACUGAAUUGCUGCUUGAUGGCCUUACAUCAAAGUCAGAAGAUGGAAAAAAUCAAAUCAGAUUUAUAAACAAUUUGGCUUCAACCAUCAACAUCACAAUGGGUAGUACUCAUCUUGAAGAUGUGAUGAAUUUUUCUGCCACCAAUUAUACAUCCUUUUCAAGAGGCGUAAAAGAGAUAGUUGUUGUUGGAGACAAUUCACUGACUUGCAAAAAUCAGUCAAUAUCAUUUGGAUAUGGCAGUGCAUACACUAUUGUAAUUCAAGGGUGUAACAACAACACACUAGCACUCAGAUAUGUUGAAGAUAUCCCGCCCAAUACAGUUCACAUGGCUUGGCAGAUCCCUCAAUACUUCAUUAUGACAUGUGGUGAAGUGGUCUUCUCUGUCACUGGACUGGCAUUUUCCUAUUCUCAGGCACCUUCCAACAUGAAAUCGGUGCUUCAGGCAGGCUGGCUGCUGACUGUGGCUGUUGGUAACAUCAUUGUUCUUAUUGUGGCUGGGGCAUCAAAACUCAGUGAGCAGUGGGCAGAAUAUGUGCUGUUUGCUGCUUUACUGUUGGCAGUUUGCAUUAUAUUUUCCAUCAUGGCUUAUUUUUACACCUAUGUGGAUCCAGUUGAGAUUGAAGCCCAACUUGAUGAGGAUGAAAAGAAGAAAAUGGAAAAUGAGAAAAGCACUUAUGAAAAUGGAACUGGGCCUAUCUCUCAGAGUGAGAUGUAA
Messenger RNA from Gopherus evgoodei (Goodes thornscrub tortoise), 2250 nucleotides. It is a transcript of the gene SLC15A1, whose product is annotated as solute carrier family 15 member 1. Gene Ontology annotation, cellular component: membrane. Gene Ontology annotation, molecular function: dipeptide transmembrane transporter activity. The record is from RefSeq and is a predicted model, not a curated record. Gene Ontology annotation, biological process: oligopeptide transport; transmembrane transport. Lineage: Eukaryota; Metazoa; Chordata; Testudines; Testudinidae.